UAGAAAGUACGAUUUUAGAAUGAGAUUUUACGUGGUAGCACUUAAAAGUCAAUCUGCAUAACGACAUCUGCGCGUGCACAAUAAUUUCAGUUACGUUUUAUUUUGUAUUUGCAAUUGAAGGAAACAAUAUACUUUGCAUUGUAAUUUACCAUACAAAACUAAUAAUUAAUUUUCCCGAGAACAAGCCUGCGUUGCGAUGCAAUAAGUUAAAAUAAAGUGUACGCGCUUAAAUUAUAGAUAUAAAACUUUCGCUCUCUUCGGUUAUAUGCAAGCAAUUAAACGGCGAAUAAUGCUUCCUAUUCGCAAUUCACACAGUCAGCAUUGUAUGUAUACUUAUUCCAUAAUUACCACACUUUCUAGGACAUAAUCAUAAAUAUAAAGCGCGAGGUCCGUCGUGUCUCACGCGAAGGAAGGCGUUUUUGCGUUUUCAUUUGCUUGACCUUGACAAUUCUAUCGCAUUUGCAAAAAGAUAUUUGUUAUCGACAGUAAUACUUCGACUAAUCUGGGAGCCGUGUCUAACAUUAGAUGUCCGGGAGAUGACUGGGUAUUGAGGAGGAGAGGGCGCAGUAGCUUCGAAGGUUGCUGCCGCCUCGGUUUGGUGGAAUGGAGAUGAACGGCACCGAAAGCAGCCUGAACGGCACCGAGGUCAAUCGCACUUCCGCGCCGAUCUUCACCAUAGGCACGGACUACAUCACGCAAUGGAAGCUGAAGAGACAACGGGAUCGCCUAUGUCGAUUUCUGUCUGACACGUUGAAGUUAGAAUGUACCUCAUUCAAUGGAACAUGGCCUGACCCGGAUGACCCGCGCUGGAUCAGCGGCGAAUACGCGGAACUUCUGCCCGAAUGGUUCUCGACAAACGUAACGAAUACCUCGACUUUUGGAAACGCAACGACUUCGCCAACGUCGGAUGAAUCUCUGGUGCCCGUUUUGCCACCAUUUACGCUCUGGCAGACCGUACUGAUUGCUAUCUGUCUGGCGAUAUGCAUACUGCUAACUAUCGGCGGUAACAUCCUCGUUCUUCUGGCAUUCAUCGUAGAUAGGGCCAUCAGGCAACCGAGCAACUAUUUCAUCGCAUCAUUAGCUGCUACUGAUAUGCUUAUCGGCACCGUGUCGAUGCCGUUCUACACAGUCUACGUGCUAAUGGGAUAUUGGAAUCUGGGACCUCUCCUCUGCGAUCUAUGGCUGUCAGUGGACUAUACGGUAUGCCUUGUGUCCCAAUACACUGUUCUCCUGAUCACGAUCGAUCGUUUCUGCUCGGUGAAGAUAGCAGCUCAGUAUCGCAGCUGGCGGACGAAGCAGCGUGUAAUCUGGAUGGUGACUAUCACCUGGAUCAUACCGGCGCUACUGUUUUUCAUCAGCAUCUUCGGCUGGGAGCACUUCAUCGGUUACAGAGACCUAAAUCCAGGCCAGUGCGCCGUACAGUUCCUCAAGGAUCCGGUAUUCAAUACCGCGCUGAUAAUAGGAUAUUAUUGGACGACGCUGAUCGUUCUGUUCAUUCUUUAUGGCGGCAUAUACAAAACCGCCUACGAUAUGCAGAAGAAGAGCGAGGCCAAGCAGCGCAAGAUGCAGUCAAUGGUCGCGCUGAGCGCCGGCGCGAUGUCCGGUAUGGCCGGUCGCGCUGCCGGUAUAGGUAUGUCGAAGACACAAAGCACCUUGCUGAGUCAGGACAAACCGAAGAUCGGGACCACGUCGAUGGAUGACAGUGUUGUCGGUGCGGAUGCCACGACCAUGCAGAAGACGACCGCGAAGACCACCGAUGGCGCAACGACGCUGGACUCCUCGAGCAAAAAUGUUUCCGCGAAUAUCACGGUGACGGAAACCGAGAAGUCCGAACGUUCCAGUAGCCCCGCCUUCGAUUCCGACGAGGAGAGCACCGCCGGUACCGCUCAGCAAGUCAGUAUCAGAAAACGAUCCUCGCUGGCAGGUCUGGUAGCUCAGUCCGGCGCUCUCCAGGUUUUCGCCACUAACGGACGCCUGAACGGCAUCGUGCCGAUCAAGGUCGAGCUGAGUGUGCCAACGACGAGGAAACUAUUGCCGACGAGUCCUACGCGCGACACCCCGACGCAGAAAGCUCAAACACUGCCGAAGAUACAGGAGUUCAGCCUCCUGGACACCGACAAUCCCGCCGAGCCCGACAGGUCCAGCAGCCGGACGCUAACGCCCGAACAAUCCUUGAAAUCGAAUGACCCCGACGGCAAUCAACAACUGAUCGCCUCGGCCGAGGCGACGCCGCCCGCUCAACUUAAACGAGCGUCGAUCAAUAGCAGUCAACAAAACAUCAUACCGCCGCCCAUGCAGUUCCAGAGCAGCCCGCCGAUCUCGGACAGCCCGACGACGUCCUCGUCCACCGACAGACCCAGGUCGUUGAUCGUACGCUCCCAUGGUCACGGCACCUACGACAUCCUCACCGGUCUGGACGGCGGUGAUUUACGAUACAUGGACGAGAGUUCCAUCAUCGUGCCCAGUCCUUCUUACGAAAGUCCACCGUCUUCCUUCUCCUGCAGCCUGGCGAAUCCGUUGUCGACGGCACCGCCGUCGCCUAUCCUGGGAACCACCAUGACGGCCGGCGCGAGUACCAGCUUGCUGCAAACCGCUCUGAUCAGAGCGACCGCUCAGCAAGCUGGUACCAAUCAACUCGCUCAGAUCGCGCAGAGCAAACAGCAGCCACAGCACAAUCCACCAACGAUGUCGAACGCAUCGAGUCAAACGCACCCGCCGCGCGUGUUCAUAACGCAUCAGACGAACGUCGCGUCGCAGACGUCGCCCACCGUCAGCAAGGUGCACACGGAGGUCUCGGUCAAUGCCGACGGGACGAAGCGUCAACCGGUGACGACGGUGGUCACAACGGCCGCGGCAAUGCCGAUGGAAUCGUCCAACGGCACGACCGAUCGAUUCUCGGAUCAGCCUAUCAAGACGAGCAGUAAUCAGCCGCAGAACUCGUCGUCCAGCAGCAUAAUACCGCUGGUCUCGGUCGCCACCGGUAACAAGGAGACGAGGAGUCAGUCGUCGAAGAAGGAAACGUCGGAUGCGGAGCAGAGCGGCUCCCGGCGUGACUUCGUCAAGUCCAUCGGGAAGCGUUUGAAGGCGAAAACGCAGAAGAAGGAUCUCACGGUAGGCCGGCAGAAAUCACGAACGGAGAACAGGGCGCGCAAGGCCUUUCGCACGAUAUCCUUUAUCCUGGGGGCGUUCGUCGCUUGCUGGACACCUUAUCACAUAUUGGCACUGGUAGAGGGCUUCUGUGCGAAUCCACCGUGCACGAACGAGCACCUCUUCAUGUUCUCAUACUUCUUGUGCUACGCCAACAGUCCCAUGAAUCCUUUCUGCUAUGCCCUGGCGAAUCAGCAGUUCAAGAAGACCUUCACCAGGAUAUUGAAGGGAGAUCUGCACAUGACGUAAAGUAGUCGCGGGCGAGAGAAGGGAGAGAAUGCUCGUUUUGAUAAUGUAGAUAACGUAAGAUAACUAACACAGACUCGCGAAGAAGAUGGCCUUCCAUACCUAAUACCGAAUUACACUCACUUGUCGUAACUGUGGUGAACUCGGACAAUAAUAAAAUGAGAAUAAUAUUUUAAGACUCGCCGGCGAAGUCAAGUGUUACGAGCCUUUUGUACAUAAUACUAUAGCACACUCGAGCUGAUUGAAAGUUAUACUCGUUUGUACAUACGCUGUACACAUGUGUGAAUAUUUAUUAACAUUUACAGUGAGCAGGACGCGUGCGUACGAC
Molecule: messenger RNA, 3721 nt
Organism: Pogonomyrmex barbatus (red harvester ant)
Lineage: Eukaryota; Metazoa; Arthropoda; Insecta; Hymenoptera; Formicidae
Gene: mAChR-B
Product: muscarinic acetylcholine receptor
Biological process (GO): chemical synaptic transmission; adenylate cyclase-inhibiting G protein-coupled acetylcholine receptor signaling pathway; G protein-coupled receptor signaling pathway, coupled to cyclic nucleotide second messenger
Cellular component (GO): dendrite; plasma membrane; synapse
Molecular function (GO): G protein-coupled acetylcholine receptor activity; G protein-coupled serotonin receptor activity
Source: RefSeq, a predicted model, not a curated record